AUGUUGGUUAGUGCAGUGGGAGCAUUUCACCCCUUACCCUCAUCUCAUACUGUAGCCCCUGCAACGCGCUUGUCCCACACAGGCUACGGGCACAUCGCGCCCAAGACGGUCACCGGCAAGGUGGUGACCAUCUUCUACGCCAUCCUGGGGAUCCCGCUCAUGCUGCUGUGCCUGUCCAACAUCGGCGACGUGAUGGCGCAGUCCUUCCGGUACCUGUACUGGCGCGUGUGCUGCUACGUGUGCACGCGUCAGCCGCAGCCCGCGCAGCGCCGCGGCGCGAGCAUCGCCAGGUCGCGGCCGUCCUCGCGGUCGACCCGCAUGUCGUCGUUCCGGCGCUCGGGCCGCGUGUCCACCAGGUCGGCCGACGCCGUCCUGCACUCGCAGCACGGCCCCGUGCGCGCCUCGCAUUCCGACACCGAGUGCAGGUAUCCGGAUGAGGAGCGGGACGUCGGCUACCGGGGCGCGUCGCUAGGACCCCCGGUCGGCCACAGAGGCUACCCCGACAUGGACGUGGAGCGCACGGCCGCUGGUGUCGGCGGCGGCCCCGGGUCCGGUCCCGUGCUCUUCAACAAGUACGCCCUGGACAGGGAGGAGUCUGGCAGAGCUCGGGACGGCCAGCGCCGCCUGCGCGCCCAGUCCGUGGGCCGGGAGGGGCGUCGCCGAGGACCCUCCAUGCCCGGGGUGCCCGGGGGAUCCCUGCCGCGGCAGCACCGCCUGCACGACCAGCACCAGCACCGAGGGGACCGCGGAGGGCCGCCCCCGCCCGCCUACCUCAAGGGCUCGCAGCGCAGCCCGCGCAACAGCGGAUACGGUCCGGGGUACGCCCCGCAGCCCCGCCGCCACCACCCGGAGCUGGCGCCCUCGCCGCGCAUCAUGUCGCCGAUGGGCUUCGGCAUGAACCGCAACCUGUUCCGCGUCGUGGGCCCGGACGACGGCCUGGACAUGGACAUGGGCGACCUGGGCUGGGACGCGGGCAGCGGGAUCGGGCCCGGGCCCGGCGGCCCGGCGCGCCUGCGCCCCGUCCCCAUCUGGCUGUGCGUGUUCCUCGUCGUCAGCUACAUCUUCGGCGGCGCCUACCUGUUCGCCGAGUGGGAGAAGUGGGAGUACCUGGACUCGGCCUACUUCUGCUUCAUCACCCUCACGACCAUCGGCUUCGGCGACUUCGUGCCCGCGCAGCGCGUCACCAACAACGCCACCGUGUCCAUCGCGCUGUGCUCGCUGUACCUGCUGUUCGGCAUCGCGCUGCUCGCCAUGAGCUUCAACCUGGUCCAGGAGGAGGUCAUCAACUCGGUGCGCGCCGUGGCGCGCAGGCUGGGCAUCAUCAAGGCGGACCCCGAGGACGACUAGCGACGGUCGGUGAGCACCGCUUCAGCGCCCUGACCGUACCUAGCUCCAUCGGCAGCACCCCUCCCGUCCCUGCCUUCCAUUCGUAUCGCUCCCUGAGCAGCCCACCCCAGACGCCCAAAAUCAUUGACCUCUGGUAAUCGCACAGCCUUCCCAGGCCUAACGCUGUUCGGCCCCUAAGACGUCGGUCAGCAGGUCAGGCCGUCGCCCGACCGGCCAGAACGCCGAUAAGAAAACAAUAUUCGCGAGUCCAAUGUGGGCACUGUGCCGCGCGUAGUGCAGCGGUCGCGUGUCCCUCCCCCCUCCUUUCCUUUCCUAUUCACAUUGAGGGCCGCCGGGGCCGCCCCGCCCACGCCCGACGCACCGCGCGACCCACCGGCCGGCCGUCGAGAUCUUGUUUUUGAUCCGGGGGACAAUCAUCUUCUUCGCAUCCUCAGGACGCGGAAGCAGGUGUGCGGUCUCCUCACGCGUCGCGCAGCGCCUGACAGCGGCGAUGGCCGAGGCCUCCUCCUCCUCCUCGCGGGCCCGUCGGCGUGGGCCUGUCGCGGUCCCUUCGUCACCAUGGCGACCGUGUCAUCGCAUGUGUCCGCCCUGCCCUUCCCAUAUCAAAGCCCGACCGCCGUGCAUUGUAUAUAAAGAUGGGACCCCGCCGGUCUGGGGGACAUUCGUUCGCGACAAUCCCUGCAACGAUGAUGUACUGCAAACUUUUGGCGGUUACGCUGCUGCUGGCGGCCUCGUGCCAGGCGCGCCCCAAGUGGGGGAGCGCCCAGCGGUCCUCGCCCUGGGGCCAGAGCGGCAACCACGGCAGCACCUGGGAGAUGACCAUCGUGGAGGGGGUGGGCCCCAGCGGCAGCCAGUUGUACGGAGUCUACCCUGGCAACCCCUGGGCUGGCGUAGACGAUGACCAGGUCGGCAGCUCCUCCAACCAGUGGAACAGCCAGCACGGCGUCCAGCAGGGCGGCCAGCACGGCGUCAACAGCCCAUCCUGGGGCAGCAGCGGCAUGUCUGCCAACAUCCGCAACAACCCCAGCGGCAGCAACUGGGGUAGUCAGCAGCAGCAGGGCCGAUCUGGCAGCCCCUGGGCCGGGCAGCAGAGCCAGCACGGAAGUGGCUGGGGAAGCGGCAGCUCCUGGAAGGCGAGCGGCAGCGGCGCCUGGAGCGGAAACGGAAACGGCUACGGUUCCAACCCUUGGGGAGGCGCCAGCGAGCAGUCCCGUGCCGGUCACACCAACUCCUGGACCAACUCCUGGACCAACUCUGCUGACGUCGACCAGCCCUGGAGCGUCGGCCACCUCAUGAACAACCCCGUGAGCGGAG
Frankliniella occidentalis (western flower thrips) is the source of this 2661-nucleotide messenger RNA. RefSeq lists its product as uncharacterized. The record is from RefSeq and is a predicted model, not a curated record. The coding region runs from base 1 to 1347 and encodes 448 amino acids. NCBI's taxonomy places the organism in Eukaryota, Metazoa, Arthropoda, Insecta, Thysanoptera, Thripidae. The transcript has 8 exons. Gene Ontology annotation, molecular function: potassium ion leak channel activity. Gene Ontology annotation, cellular component: membrane. Gene Ontology annotation, biological process: potassium ion transmembrane transport; stabilization of membrane potential.